Molecule: messenger RNA, 315 nt
Organism: Sparassis crispa
Lineage: Eukaryota; Fungi; Basidiomycota; Agaricomycetes; Polyporales; Sparassidaceae
Exons: 1
Coding region: 1-315 (104 amino acids)
Source: RefSeq, a predicted model, not a curated record
AUGGUGGACAAGAUGAUAUCAAGAGAUCCCAUCGACGAACCACCAGCAUACCUCAGAGUCACCAAGAUGCCUCCACCACCGCAAUAUGAUGGGAAGGACGAUCUUGAUGCAUUCGAGGUCUGGCUACAGAAGUUACUGGAAUACUUCAAGACUCUCCACAUCACUGGUGACGCCAUGGAUGCAGAUUGCCUGCGAAUAUUGGGGCAAAGUCUUAAAAACGAUGCUGCCAACUGGUUCUUCCUGAAUGUGCAGUCACCGAACUGCGAAGUACGACAAUGGUACUUCGAGAAUGCAAUGACCCACCUCCACAGAUGA